GGCACCGGGAGCGGCACCGGAGCGGGAGCACCAUGAUGGCCAACGCGGCCACCAUGCGGAUCCUCAUCAAGGGGGGGAAGGUGGUGAACGACGACUGCACCCUCGAGGCCGACGUCUACAUCGAGAAUGGCAUCAUCCAGCAAGUGGGGCGCGAGCUGAUGAUCCCCGGCGGUGCCAAGGUCAUCGAUGCCACCGGCAAGCUCGUCAUCCCGGGCGGCAUCGACACCAGCACCCACUUCCACCAGACCUUCAUGAACGCCACCUGUGUCGAUGACUUCUACCACGGCACCAAGGCAGCGCUGGUGGGGGGCACGACGAUGAUCAUCGGCCACGUCCUGCCCGACAAGGAGACGUCGCUGCUGGACGCCUACGAGAAGUGCCGCAGCCUGGCCGACCCCAAGGUGUGCUGCGACUACGCCCUGCACAUGGGCAUCACCUGGUGGGCGCCCAAGGUGAAGGCAGAGAUGGAGACGCUGGUGCGGGAGAAGGGGGUGAACUCCUUCCAGAUGUUCAUGACCUACAAGGACCUGUACAUGCUGCGGGACAGCGAGCUCUACCAGGUCCUGCGCGCCUGCCGCGACAUCGGCGCCAUCGCCCGCGUCCACGCCGAGAACGGAGAGCUGGUGGCCGAGGGAGCCAAGGAAGCUCUGGAUCUGGGCAUUACGGGACCAGAGGGCAUCGAGAUCAGCCGGCCUGAAGAGCUGGAAGCUGAGGCCACGCACCGUGUCAUCACCAUCGCCAACCGGACCCACUGUCCUGUGUACCUGGUGAACGUCUCCAGCAUGUCCGCGGGGGAUGUCAUCGCCGCUGCCAAGAUGCAAGGGAAGGUGGUGUACGCGGAGACGACCACGGCGCACGCCACGCUCACCGGGCUGCACUACUACCACCAGGACUGGUUCCACGCCGCCGCCUACGUCACCGUGCCGCCGCUGCGCCUCGACACCAACACCUCCGCCUACCUCAUGAGCCUGCUCGCCAAUGACACGUUGAACAUCGUGGCCUCGGACCACCGGCCCUUCAGCACCAAGCAGAAGGCCAUGGGCAAGGAGGACUUCACCAAGAUCCCCCACGGUGUCAGCGGGGUGCAGGACCGCAUGAACAUCAUCUGGGAGCGCGGUGUGGUGGGGGGUAAGAUGGAUGAGAACCGCUUUGUGGCUGUGACCAGCUCCAACGCUGCCAAGAUCCACAACCUGUACCCCCGCAAGGGCCGGAUCAUCCCCGGGGCCGACGCCGACGUCGUAGUCUGGGACCCCGAGGCCACCAAGACCAUCUCUGCCAGCACCCAGGUGCAGGGCGGGGACAUCAACCUGUACGAGAACAUGCGGUGCCACGGGGUGCCCCUGGUCACCAUCAGCCGUGGGCGCGUGGUCUACGAGAACGGCGUCUUCAUGUGUGCCGAGGGCACCGGCAAGUUCUGCCCGCUGCGCUCCUUCCCGGACAUCGCCUACAAGAAGCUGGUGCAGCGGGAGAAGAGUUUGAAGCUGCGGGGUGUGGAUCGCACCCCGUACCUGGGGGACGUGGCCGUGGUUGUGCAUGCCGGUAAAAAAGAGACGGGGACGCCCCUGGCCGAUACGCCCACCCGGCCGGCCACACGACACGGGGGCAUGAGGGACCUGCACGAGUCCAGCUUCAGCCUCUCCGGUUCUCAGAUCGAUGACCACGUUCCAAAACGAGCCUCGGCCCGGAUUCUCGCUCCCCCCGGGGGCCGGUCGAGCGGCAUCUGGUAGAGCCGGGGACCUGUCCCCCAACUGAGGAGCAGG
Molecule: messenger RNA, 1760 nt
Organism: Poecile atricapillus (Black-capped chickadee)
Lineage: Eukaryota; Metazoa; Chordata; Aves; Passeriformes; Paridae
Gene: DPYSL5
Product: dihydropyrimidinase like 5
Exons: 13
Coding region: 33-1727 (564 amino acids)
Cellular component (GO): cytoplasm; cytosol
Molecular function (GO): hydrolase activity, acting on carbon-nitrogen (but not peptide) bonds, in cyclic amides
Source: RefSeq, a predicted model, not a curated record